Molecule: messenger RNA, 1810 nt
Organism: Ctenopharyngodon idella (grass carp)
Lineage: Eukaryota; Metazoa; Chordata; Actinopteri; Cypriniformes; Xenocyprididae
Gene: eif3ja
Product: eukaryotic translation initiation factor 3, subunit Ja
Exons: 8
Coding region: 46-792 (248 amino acids)
Cellular component (GO): eukaryotic translation initiation factor 3 complex; cytoplasm
Molecular function (GO): translation initiation factor activity
Source: RefSeq, a predicted model, not a curated record
UGUGUUCAGCUUCACUCCCUCAUUCCCCUCAGCGACACUGACAUCAUGGCGGACGCCGAUUCUUGGGAUGCUGAUAGUUUCGAGCCCGAUGAGCCCAUCAAAAAGGCGGCAGCUCUUGACAAAUGGGAGGGCGAGGAUGAAGAGGAAGACGUGAAAGAUAAUUGGGAUGAUGAUGAAGAGGAAGAAAAGGAGGAGGAAAAAAAGACAGAGGCUGAGGCUAAACCUAUAGAAAAGAAGAAACUCAGUGAAAAGAUAAAAGAAAAGGAAAAUUUACAAAGAAAAAAACAAGAGGAGCUCAGAAAACAAUUAGAGUCGUCAAAAAGCAGCACAGAACUCACACCAGAAGAGGAGCUGGCAGAAAAACUUAGAGUGAAAAAACUACAAGAGGAUUCAGAUUUAGAACUAGCAAAAGAGGCAUUUGGUGUAGUAUCAAAUAAUGUUACAGGAAUUGAUGCAAUGAGUCCCUCUUCAAAAGAAGACUUCACAGAGUUUGAGCGGUUGCUAAAAGAAAAAAUUUCUCCCUAUGAGAAGUCUAUACACUAUUCCAGCUUUUUAGAGACACUGUUUAGGGACCUGUGUCUUUCAUUGGAAGUUGAUGACUUGAAGAAAAUUAGCAACUCACUAACAGUGUUACUAAGUGAAAAGCAGAGGCAAGAAAAGGCAAACAAAGGUAAAAAGAAAAAGAAGGGUGUUUUACCAGGAGGAGGUUUAAAAGCCAAGCUGAGAGAUGAUCUGGCAGACUACGGGGAGUUUGACGGCGGUUAUGCACAAGACUAUGAGGAUUUCAUGUGACCAAGGCUUCACCCAUUGAUAACUUUUGCUGAUUGCUGAACCAUACACCUUAACAGCAUGACCUUAUCCCACAGUCAGGCCCACUACCAGAACCAUGCUAGAAAACGUCAGCCCGCGCAAUGCACACUAUCCCCUCAAAGAGGUUUAUGAAGAGAAUGAAUUAACUGAGGUAUUUUUCUCUGUUGUGAAUUUAGGUCAGUGUUUGUCGGAAUAAUAAAACCGAUAAAAUGGGCUCCUCCUCGCAAAUGUGAACCUGCAGUAUCGAUUAAUCGCGACAGUCCAGGCUUAUAUGAAAGAGUGUUAUUGUUCGGUAACUGCUACUUGGAAAUAAAUUACAUUCUAUGCAAAUUUCUUUCCGUAUUGAUCUCAAUUUGCUUCGGUCGUUAUCCUUUUUGAAUGGGAUGUUUCUUUUGCAAACCAGGCCGACUAAGACAACCCCAAUACAACCUGAAGUGACGAUAUCAAAGUAGUCACAUGGUUCAUCAAUCAUGUCUACAAUCAAACGUUUUAUUUUUUGUUCAUAGACGAUAGUGAGCUCAUUUGUUUAGAUAAGUAAAUCUAGAUUGUAGCAUACUUAAUGUAAGCAUAAUACAUCGAAAAUAACUCCUUUACGUUUGUAGCUCCUAAUGCAUUCCAUGUAAAGUCUAAGACCAAAAGUAUCACUAAAUGAACUGUUUUAAAGAUACAUUGCAGCGUUAUUAGGAUUACCUCAAUUUUUGCAGAGCAAAAUAUGCGAAUUACAAAUAUAACUCAUGUUUUCAAUGCAGCAAGUUAUGCAGUUACUCAUUUGACCUCAACCAUGCCAGCAAAGAAUGAGCGUGAUUCUUCUGCUGCUGAUGAAUAAGGGACUGAACGUUGAUGUAGGGUCUUUUCAGGCAUCGUUGUUUGGCUUUCCAUUUUCUUGACAACUUUAAGUGUGGUAGACAUGCUUUAAAGAGACUUACGAUCAGCAAAGCCGAUAAUAGGACUCUGCACUGUUUUAUAAAGAUCUAAUUUAAUAAAAGUUGCUGAAAAAUCA